CAUAUACAUACCAUGUCAACAUCAAACACUACAGUUCUAUACAGCUAUUGGAGAUCAUCAUGCUCCUGGAGAGUGCGUGUCGCUCUCGCCUUCAAGAAGGAGAAGUAUGAGUAUAAGGCUAUCCAUCUCAUCAAGGAUGGUGGUCAACAGACUACAGAGGAAUACAAUCAAUUGAACUCAAUGAGAGUCGUCCCAACAUUGGUCAUCGAUGGACAUGUGCUUGGACAAUCAUUGGCCAUGCUUGAGUACCUUGAGGAGACUAGACCAGAGCCAGCACUCCUCCCAACAAAGCCAGCUGAGCGUGCUAUCGUGCGUCAGAUGAUGCAGAUCAUUGGAUCGGACAUCCAGCCACUCCAGAACCUCAAGGUGCUCAACAAGCUCGCUCAGAUGACCGGCGACGAAUCCAAGAAGGCCGAGUGGGCCAAGACCUGGAUUGCCAACGGUUUCAACGGUCUUGAGGCUCUGCUCGUCAAGCACAGUGGCAAGUACUGUGUCGGCGAUCAGAUCACCUUUGCCGACCUCUGCAUUCCAGCCCAAGUGUUCAAUGCUCAUCGUUUCAACGUUGACAUGUCUGCCUAUCCCAACAUUGCCCGUGUCAACAACACCCUUUCCGAGUUACCCGAGUUCCAAGCUGCUCAUCCCUCUCAACAACCAGAUGUUGAG
This is a messenger RNA of Acytostelium subglobosum LB1, 663 nucleotides long. RefSeq lists its product as hypothetical. The record is from RefSeq and is a predicted model, not a curated record. NCBI's taxonomy places the organism in Eukaryota, Evosea, Eumycetozoa, Acytosteliales, Acytosteliaceae. Gene Ontology annotation, molecular function: maleylacetoacetate isomerase activity; glutathione transferase activity. Gene Ontology annotation, cellular component: cytoplasm; mitochondrion. The annotation marks the transcript as partial. Gene Ontology annotation, biological process: glutathione metabolic process; L-phenylalanine catabolic process. The transcript is spliced from 2 exons.